Messenger RNA from Scaptodrosophila lebanonensis, 716 nucleotides. RefSeq lists its product as uncharacterized. The record is from RefSeq and is a predicted model, not a curated record. The transcript has a single exon. The coding region runs from base 121 to 588 and encodes 155 amino acids. NCBI's taxonomy places the organism in Eukaryota, Metazoa, Arthropoda, Insecta, Diptera, Drosophilidae.
GGCAGCCGGCAGAAUUUUUCACACCCACACUAUUUGGCAACACUUUAUUUUACAUAACAAAGAAGAAGCAGCGCCGUCGCCUUUUAUUUCAUUUGCAUUAAGGUUAAAAUUGUAUUUAUAAUGGCUAACACCUCGAAGAACGACGCUUGCACAAUUUGCGAUAAGAUUGGCCUAAAACCAUUCACCAAGGAUAAUGUGUUUAAUUACUACUUACCUUUGCAUGGGCUGGUCAGCUAUGGUGCGCUCUCAGUAAACGUUAUGAAUCCAAACAUUGUGCCCAAGCUGCUCCCGAGAAAACAAGACCUUACAAAUGUAUUUCUGAUCAGCACAGUGGUCGGAACAUGGUUCUACAUCUAUGGAAGACCACAUUUAAGUGACGUUCAGAGCAACAAACGUGGCCUGUAUGCACUCCUUGGUUCUACGCUCUUUAGCAUGGGAUCUGUUCUCGCCUGGGCCCUGAUCAAGUCGGCGCUGCCGGAGAACAAUUCGCUGCUUGCCACUGUGGCGGGAUUGGCGAGUGGUGCGAUUAUUGUGAAAGUGAGCACAGAUUACAUUCAGGAGGUGGACAACAAGCUGAAGAAGAACUAAAACAAAAUGUCAUUUUGCAUUAGCCCGUAAAGUUAUUCGGGUGCCUUAAUCAUUUUGCAUGCCCUCGUAGUCUGCUUAAAUUAUAAUGUAAUCCAAUUAUCUUUUAAAUACAUACAUAUUUGAAUAAA